AGGAAGCGCGAGGGAGGACCGCGCGGCCGGCGCCCGGGUCUGCGCUGGACCUCAGCACGCCCCGGCACCGGCCCCGGCCCCGGCGGCGAUGGGAGCCCGCCGCCCGCGGGGACGACGCCUCUGAGACCCCCGACCGGCCGCCGGGACCAUGAAGAGCAACCGGGCCCGCCAGGGCGGAGGGGGCGCCAAGGACUUCGGCGUGGGACUCAAGUACAGCUCGCGGCCUGAGAACAUGAAUGGCUUUGAGGAAGGCGUGGAGUUCUUGCCAGUCAACAAUACCAAGAAGGUCGAGAAGCGGGGCCCGAAGCGCUCCGUGGUGCUGGUGGCCGUGCUGGUCGGCUUCUUCUUGCUUUCUCUCAUGACUGGUUUCCUGGUCUGGCACUUCCAGUACCGGAGCGUGCGGGUCCAGAAGAUCUUCAAUGGCUACCUGAGGAUCACGAAUGAGAACUUUCUGGAUGCCUAUGAGAACUCGAACUCCACUGAGUUUGCAAACCUGGCCAAGAAGGUGAAGGAAGCGCUGAAGGUGCUGUACAGUAGGGUCCCAGCCCUGGGCCCCUACCACAAAGAGUCGGCCGUGACUGCCUUCAGCGAGGGCAGCGUCAUCGCCUACUACCGGUCGGAAUUCAGCAUCCCGACGCACCUGGUGGAGGAGGCCGAGCGUGCCAUGGCGGAGGAGCGCACGGUCACUCUGCCACCCCGUGCCCGCACCAUGCAGUCCUUCGUGCUGACCUCGGUGGUGGGCUUCCCCACUGACCCCAGAACAGCACAGACCACCCAGGACAACAGCUGCAGCUUUGCCCUGCACGCCCGAGGCCGGGAACAGACUCGCUUCACCACGCCUGGCUUCCCCGACAGCCCCUACCCAGCUCAAGCCCGCUGCCAGUGGACCCUGCGAGGGGACGCCAACUCCGUGCUGAGCCUCACCUUCCGCAGUUUUGAUGUUGCGAACUGCGACGACCAGGGCAGUGACCUGGUCACGGUGUAUGACACCCUGAGCCCUGUGGAACCCCGGGCCGUGGUGCAGCUGUGUGGCACCUACCCUCCCUCCUACAACCUGACCUUCCUCUCCUCCCAGAACGUCCUGCUCGUCACGCUGAUAACCAACACCGAUCGGCGACAUCCUGGCUUUGAGGCCAUGUUCUUCCAGCUGCCGAGGAUGAGCAGCUGUGGAGGCUCCUUACGGGAGGCCCAAGGCGUGUUUAGCAGCCCCUACUAUCCAGGCCACUACCCGCCCAACAUCAACUGCACGUGGGACAUCCAGGUGCCCAACAACAAAAAUGUGAAGGUGCUCUUCAAAUCCUUCUACUUGUUGGAGCCCAACACACCCCCAGGCUCCUGCCCCAAGGACUACGUGGAGGUCAACGGGGAGAAGUACUGCGGAGAGAGGCCCCAGUUUGUCGUUUCCAGCAGGAGCAGCAAGAUCACUGUUCGCUUCCACUCGGAUCAGUCCUACAGUGACACAGGCUUCUUGGCCGAGUACCUCUCCUAUGACUCCAGUGACCCAUGCCCGGGGAAGUUCAUGUGCAACACGGGGCGCUGCAUCCGGAACGAGCUGCGCUGUGACGGCUGGGCCGACUGCACCGACUACAGCGACGAGCUCAACUGCAAGUGCAACGCCACCCACCAGUUCACGUGCAAGAACAAGUUCUGCAAGCCCCUCUUCUGGGUCUGUGACAGCGUGAAUGACUGCGGGGACAACAGCGAUGAGCUGGAGUGCAGUUGUCCGGCUCAGAGCUUCAAGUGUGCCAAUGGGAAGUGCCUCUCACAGAGCCAGAAGUGUGACGGGAGGGACGACUGUGGGGACGGGUCUGAUGAGGCCACAUGUGACAGCGUGAGCACUGUUACCUGCACCAAAUACACCUAUCGCUGCCAAAACGGGCUCUGUGUGAGCAAGGGCAACCCCGAGUGUGAUGGGAAGGAGGACUGCAGUGACGGCUCAGAUGAGAAGGACUGUGACUGUGGGCUGCGGCCGUUCACCAGGCAGUCUCGGGUCGUUGGCGGCACGGAUGCAGACGAAGGUGAGUGGCCCUGGCAGGUGAGCCUCCACGUGCUGGGCCAGGGCCACGUGUGCGGGGCUUCACUCAUCUCUCCCAACUGGAUGGUGUCUGCCGCCCACUGCUACGUCGACGACCGAGGAUUCAGGUACUCCGACCACACCCUGUGGACCGCCUACCUGGGCCUGCACGACCAGAGCAAGCGCAGCGCCCCCGGGGUGCAGGAGCGCCGGCUCAAGCGCAUCAUCUCCCACCCUGCCUUCAACGACUUCACCUUCGACUACGACCUCGCACUGCUGGAGCUGCAGCAGCCCGCAGAGUACAGCAGCAGCGUGCGGCCCAUCUGCCUUCCGGCCGCCUCCCAUGCCUUCCCUGCCGGCAAGGCCAUCUGGGUCACCGGCUGGGGCCACACCCAGGAGGGAGGCACCGGGGCGCUGAUCCUGCAGAAGGGCGAGAUCCGGGUCAUCAACCAGACGACCUGCGAGAGCCUGCUGCCGCAGCAGAUCUCACCGCGCAUGAUGUGCGUGGGCUACCUCAGCGGGGGCGUGGAUGCCUGCCAGGGCGAUUCCGGGGGCCCCCUGUCCAGCGUGGAGGCAGACGGGCGGAUCUUCCAAGCCGGCGUGGUGAGCUGGGGUGACGGCUGCGCCCAGAGGAACAAGCCAGGCGUGUACACCAGGCUUCCUGUCUUUCGGGACUGGAUUAAAGAGCAGACGGGGGUAUAGAUGCAAGGGCCAUCCACCAGCCACCCUAACAUGCACACCAGUGGGCUGAGGACAGGGUCGCUAACUGCACGUCUGCCUCGGGCCCCCCAGAACCCAGACUGAACUGAAUCCCCAGGACUCUGGAGAUGGAGAUUGGCCUGGAGAGCCUGUCACCUCCCUCAGCCUCCAAAGCGGUUUGGGAGAUGGGAGGGCAGGCCACUGGCAGUGCCGUGAGGCCAGAGCCG
Messenger RNA from Ceratotherium simum simum (southern white rhinoceros), 2940 nucleotides. RefSeq names its product ST14 transmembrane serine protease matriptase (gene ST14). Lineage: Eukaryota; Metazoa; Chordata; Mammalia; Perissodactyla; Rhinocerotidae. Gene Ontology annotation, molecular function: serine-type endopeptidase activity; protein binding. The record is from RefSeq and is a predicted model, not a curated record. Gene Ontology annotation, cellular component: membrane. Gene Ontology annotation, biological process: proteolysis.